UGACAUUAACGUUUACAUUUCCCUGCGUAAGUAGGAAUUGAGGAACUGUUAAGUUGGAAGAACUGCAGGCAUCAGGGAGUCUUCUCUCUAGAAAAAUUAUAUAUAGUGUUUAUAUUUUAGUGUCAUAAGGCCACUGGAACAUCCUCUUAUGGUGCAAAAGUAGUAGUAUAUAAGUUAACAAUGAUUAAAUUGUUUUCUUUGAAGCAGCAGAAAAAAGAUGGCGAAGCAGCUCCGAAAGCUGGUAAUCAAAAGAAGGCCUCUGCUGCCCAGUUACGAAUCACGAAAGAUAUCAAUGAAUUGAAUUUACCUAAAACGUGUAAUACAGAGUUUCCCGACCCAGAUGAUUUGUUGUCGUUCAAACUUAUAAUAUGUCCUGAUGAGGGCUUUUAUCGAGGAGGGCGCUUUAGUUUUAGUUUUAAAGUUGGUCCAAACUAUCCUCAUGAACCACCGAAGGUUAAAUGCGAGACACCCGUUUACCACCCGAAUAUUGACUUAGAAGGCAAUGUAUGCCUUAAUAUAUUACGCGAGGACUGGAAACCUGUUCUUACCAUUAAUUCAAUUGUGUAUGGAUUGCAGUACUUGUUUUUGGAGCCAAAUCCUGAAGACCCGUUGAAUAAAGAAGCAGCUGAAGUGCUCCAAAAUAACAGACGUCUUUUUGAACAGAAUGUUCAAAAAGCAAUGCGUGGUGGAUAUGUUGGUUCUGUUUACUUUGAAAGGUGUUUAAAGUGAUGAAGUGAAGAGUGGGGCAGUUAAAUCACUUGAGCGAAAGCAGGCCCCCUUACAUGUUCAAUAUGAAGCAAAUGCUGUCUGCUGAAUUGAAUAUGUAUGCAUCAUUUGUGCUUGAUAUGUAACACCUAAAACUGAACUUUAGCAAUGUCAUUUUUUUCUCUCAAGCUGAACCUCAAAGCAUAAUUGGACAUUUUGUCUUAUGUAUAUGAUAUAUUAAAAAGGAGUGUUGAAGGUGGGGUAAUCUUUCGAAACAAUACCUCAGAUUUUUCUUUUGUGUAGAACAUGUCCUCGAUAGCGGUUUUUCACUGGAAGGAACAAUAUAUCGUGGUUGAUUUGCGUCCUUAUAAUAAAAUUAAAAUUUCAAAAUUAAUGCACAAGUUGCAAUUUCUGCUUCAUACGGUUUUUAUUGCAAAAUUGUGCAAUAUUCCCAGCUGCUAUUGUAGACACUGGUCAUCUCUUAUUCUACUUUCAAUAAAUUAUUUAAUUCUUAGGAACAUGUUGACAGAAUAACAUUUUACUAUAGAUUUUUUUCCUCCAAUGUGAAAUCCUCUUACCCUCUUCACACACAAUCCAAUCCCACCAGGUACAGGUUUAAGCCCAAGCUCAGCUAGCCCUAUCAUUUCAUGUAAGCCUAAAGAUAACUGCAGAAAAAGUAGUAAAAUAAUCUGACAUUCAAUAUAGUCAGAUGCAGUCGUAUCUGGUUCCACUGCUUUAAUAACCAUCAUUACAGUGUAUAUAGUAUGAGAACGGAAAUAACAUUCAGUAUGCAUUAUAUAAAAUCCUGCAAUAUUAACUGUGCAAUAAAUAGGUAUUAUACAAACAUGAAACACCAUCUGUUCUGCUUGUGAAAAUUUCCACAACCAUUAAAUUGAACUGCAAAUUUAUUAAUAAACACCGAAUAGGAAAGAAAGCUGAAGUGAGGAUGCAUGUUCCAAAAAAAAAAAAAACCAGAAAAAAAUCCACAUAGCAUUUACAUUACCUUGCACUACAAGACCUGGAAAGGCCUUACGGAAUUAUGAACAAUGCAACUUAUAAUAAGUUUAGGACCUUGCAUCCCAACUUUUUUUUGCUUUUUUUUUCAAACACUUUUUGAUUUUGAAGCAGCACCAUUCACCUUUAUCAUACAUAAUAACUUUAAAAACUUUAUUUCUUAAUUUACCUGUAGCCUAGACUUUAAUAUUAAGUUGGAAUAAAAUCUCCACAGCAGAGCAGUGGAAAGGUUCCAUUCCGAAGGGUGUGUUCACAAGUACUCUCACUGUUCCGACCUACAGUUGUAAUUAACUGUAUUUUAAUUCAGGUCCCCCAUACCCAUGAAACAGCAAACCAACACUUCCAAGGCACAUAUAUUUUUGUAUUCUCCAUCAUAAGAAUUUCCUGAAGCUUGCCAAGAGACUGCCUAGCGUCAUUAAAUUCAUACACCCUCAAUUCUACGGUCUUAUACCAUUGUUUACAUAAACUGAGUACCUGGCCACACCGCAUUUGUACACUUAUAUCGUAUUGGGCUCUGAUAGUGUUAAAAAAUUGGAACUCGAGCCUCCAUAACUCGAAGGGCAGAAGACAGGUUGCAGUACUGCAUCAUAAUAUCUACACUUAUUAAGAAGAGUUCACAUUUGUAAAUCCAACAGUCUGUACACAGAAAAACACUUGAGAAUACAUGCUCCAUCAGGGCUCUUUCAAAUCAGCUUUAGUGAAGUCUCUGAAAAUUCCACACCUAUUUACCCACAAGUGUCUUCUCAAUAAAUAGCUAAUAAAUAAUCUGGCUUGAGAUUAGGACACAACUAUUUUAACACGAGCAAUUUACAACAGACAAAAUUUAAAUACAAUUGAGUAUUCAAUUUAAAAUCAAACGCGUUGAGUGUAUGGUGAAUUUACUAGACUGUACAAUUCCCAAAAAUCACAUUAAAAAGUUGAGCCAUAUAAAUCUGUGCACUGAAAGUAACCAUUUACUAUUAGUAUGUGGAUGUUCUUACUUUUUGAACAAACACACUUCUUCACGACAUGACAAAUUUAUCAUGUACAGGAAAUUAGUAAAAUAGUUAAUCAAUAUGUUGAUAUCAAUGCAACUGUUGCCUUAGAAAUCCUGUGAAAUUUACAUCUGCUGCACUUCAAUUAAUUAAAAAAAUUCCUAGUGCUUGCAAUAUCAGUCUGGAAAAGCUAUGCCUGGAAUCAAUAAUCAAAAGAACAAAACUAACAAAAAGUGCACAAUUAACACAAGUAACAUUUUUCAAAUGUUUCCUUCUUUGUAGUACUUUAAUUAGUUUAGUGGUAUGUCACAACAUGAUUGUUCACACAAGUCCAUUCUUGUUGCCUCU
This is a messenger RNA of Gryllus bimaculatus (two-spotted cricket), 3041 nucleotides long. Lineage: Eukaryota; Metazoa; Arthropoda; Insecta; Orthoptera; Gryllidae. The record is from the annotation of a GenBank genome assembly.